Suncus etruscus (white-toothed pygmy shrew) is the source of this 1706-nucleotide messenger RNA. RefSeq names its product selenoprotein N (gene SELENON). Lineage: Eukaryota; Metazoa; Chordata; Mammalia; Eulipotyphla; Soricidae. The transcript has 12 exons. Gene Ontology annotation, cellular component: endoplasmic reticulum membrane. The record is from RefSeq and is a predicted model, not a curated record. Gene Ontology annotation, biological process: skeletal muscle fiber development; calcium ion homeostasis. Gene Ontology annotation, molecular function: calcium ion binding.
AUGGGCCGGGCCCCGCCGGGCGAGCGCCGGACGCCCGGCCCCGAGCCCGCCGCGCCGCCCGCGUCUCCGCCGCGCCCUCCCCGCGCCCGCGCCCGCGUCCUGGCGCUGCUCGGGGCCUUGCUGGCCGCUGCCGCCGCCGCCGCCGCCGCCCGGGCCUACGCCCGCCACGCCGAGGCCCAGGCGGCCGCGCUGCAGGAGUCAGCCCUGAAGGCUCUGGGCAACGAAGGCCUCUUCCUCUUCUCCUCCCUGGACACUGAUGGGGACUUGCACAUCAGCCCCGAGGAGUUCAAGCCCAUCGCCGAGAAGCUGACAGGUUCAACCCCAGUGACCAACUAUGAGGAGGAGGAGGAGCUGCCCCCUGACCCCAGCGAGGAGACACUCACCAUUGAAGCCAAAUUCCAGCCUCUGCUCCUAGAGUCUAUGACCAAGAGCAAAAAUGGGUUCCUAGGGGUUUCCCACCUGGCCCUGUCAGGCCUCCACAACUGGACAAGAGCAGCCUCACCAAGUGCCGUGUUUGCUGCUCGCCACUUCCGACCUUUCUUACCUCCGCGGGGUCAGGUGGAGCUAGGCAGGCCCUGGUGGAUCAUCCCCAGCGAGUUGAACAUCUUCACUGGCUACUUGUCCAACAACCGCUUCUACCCACCAACACCCAAGGGCAAGGAGGUCAUCAUCCACAGGCUCCUGAGCAUGUUCCACCCAAGGCCCUUUGUAAAGACCCGCUUCGCCCCUCAAGGAGCUGUUGCCUGCCUGACAGCCAUCAGUGACUUCUACUACACAGUCAUGUUCCGGAUCCAUGCUGAGUUCCAGCUCAGUGAACCACCCAGCUUUCCGUUCUGGUUCUCGCCUGGCCAGUUCACCGGCCACAUCAUCAUCUCCAAAGAUGCUACCCACGUCCGAGACUUCCGGCUCUUUGUGCCCAACCACAGGUCUCUGAACGUCGACAUGGAGUGGCUGUAUGGAGCCAGCGAGAGCAGUAACAUGGAGGUGGACAUCGGCUACAUACCACAGAUGGAGCUAGAGGCCAUAGGCCCCUCAGUACCCUCUGUGAUCCUGGAUGAGGAUGGUAACACCAUUGACAGCCGCUUGCCCUCAGGAGAGCCCCUCCAGUUUGUGUUUGAGGAGAUCAAAUGGCAGCAGGAGCUCAGCUGGGAGGAGGCUGCUGGACGCCUGGAAGUGGCUAUGUACCCCUUCAAGAAGGUUGCUUACCUGCCAUUCACAGAGGCCUUCGACCAGGCCAAAGCCAAGAAGAAGCUUGUACAUUCCAUACUGCUGUGGGGGGCCCUGGAUGACCAGUCUUGCUGAGGUUCCGGGCGAACUCUCCGGGAGACAGUCCUGGAAAGUUCGCCCAUUCUCACCCUUCUCAAUGAGAGCUUCAUCAGCACCUGGUCCUUGGUGAAGGAACUAGAAGACCUGCAGAACAAUCCACAGAGUGCCGCCCACAAGGAACUGGCCAGCCUGCACCUAGAAAAGUACAGCUUCCCAGUGGAGAUGAUGGUCUGCCUGCCCAACGGCACCGUGGUCCACCACAUCAAUGCCAACUACUUCUUAGACAUAACGUCCAUGAAGCCUGAGGAAGUUGAGAACAACGCCUUCAGCUUCUCAUCUACCUUUGAAGACCCAUCCACAACUACCUAUAUGCAGUUUCUGAAGGAAGGUCUGCGGCGUGGCCUGCCCUUCCUCUAGUCCUAGUGUGGCUGCUGGAAAAU